Molecule: messenger RNA, 1959 nt
Organism: Cygnus atratus (black swan)
Lineage: Eukaryota; Metazoa; Chordata; Aves; Anseriformes; Anatidae
Gene: TTLL3
Product: tubulin tyrosine ligase like 3
Exons: 12
Coding region: 1-1959 (652 amino acids)
Biological process (GO): cilium assembly; cilium movement; protein polyglycylation
Cellular component (GO): cilium
Molecular function (GO): protein-glycine ligase activity, initiating
Source: RefSeq, a predicted model, not a curated record
AUGAGGAUCGAGAGGUCGGGGGAAGCCACGGCGGGGCCGCCCGGCUCGGCCCGGUGCGGGCAGGCAGGGCACGGGGCACCCGUGGGGCAGCGCGGCUGCGGCCGCCCCCAGCUCAACCCCGAGCGGCUGAAGCAGGUCAGGCUCCACGUGGAGAGGGCCAUCAAGGACAAGAAGAUCUUCGCGCUGCAGGGCCCCUACCCCGUGAUCCGCCGCCUGCUGCGGGCGCGGGGCUGGGUGGAGAAGAAGGAGCGGGGCGCGGGCAGGGCGGGCGGCCCCCGGCAGCAGGAGGGAGGUGGCGGCAGCGAGGCCGCGCAGGGCGCCGCGACCCACCGUGGGGUGCAGGCGAGCCCCGAGUCCUCGUGCUCCUCGUGGCUGCCUGGCGAGGAGGAGGAAGAGGAGGAGGAGGAGGAAGAGGAGGAGGAGGAAGAGGAGGAGGAGGAGGAGGACCCCGAAGGCAUCCACGACCUCAUGUCCCGCCUGGUGCGGGACCAGGUGCCCUACUUCAUCUGGACCACCCGCUGCAGCGCCCUGCGGGGCCGCCUCCUGCAGCCCGACCAGGCGGUGAACCACUACGCCCGGGUGGGCUCCUUCACCACCAAGGAGGGGCUGUGCCUCACCCUGCGGAACCUGCCCUGGUUCGACCAAGCCGACCCCGACGCCUUCUUCCCCCGCUGCUACCGGCUGGGCGCCGCGGACGAGCGCCAGGCCUUCAUCGAGGAUUUCCGCCUCACCGCCGCGCGCAGCCUGCUCAAAGUGGCCCUGCAAAGGGCUCAGGACGCGCACGCGGGGCCGGAUCCGUCCCCAAACUCCGCCGAGGCACCAGGUGACGGCCCCGCUCCCGCAGAGGGCCCGGGUGCCCAGCUGGUGGAGGAGGCGCUGCGGGUGUGCGGGCAGCACCUGGGCAGCCUCACCCACCGGGACAUCGACGGCGACCCCCGGCCCCCCGGCGCCACGGAUGCCGGCUGGGACGGCUUCCUGCGGGGCUGCUACCGCGUGGUGCACGAGGGGGCCGUGCCGCGGCUGAGCGCGGCGCAGCGGGAGCAGGGCCGGAUCCUGCUGCAGCGCCUGGCGGGGCGGCUGCCCCAGCUGCGCAUGGAGGGCGACCGCAACGUCUGGAUCCUCAAACCGGGAGCCGCGUCCCGGGGGAGAGGCAUCACGUGCGCGGCGCGCCUGGACGAGGUGCUGCGGCUGGCGGGCCAGGCGGCGCGGGAGGGCCGCUGGGUGGUGCAGAAAUACGUGGAGCGCCCGCUGCUCGUCUUCGGCACCAAGUUCGACGUCCGCCAGUGGUUCCUGGUGACCGACUGGAACCCGCUCACCGUCUGGUUCUACCGCCGCAGCUACCUGCGCUUCUGCUCCCGGCCCUUCUCCCUGCGGCGCCUGGACGCCGCCGGCCACCUCUGCAACCAAGCCGUGCAGCGGCGCUGCGGGCCCGGGGGGGCCCGGCACCCCCGGCUGCCCCCCGACAACACGUGGUCGUGCCGGCAGCUGCAGGCGUACCUGGCGCAGCGCGGGCAGGCGGGCGCCUGGAGCGAGGUGAUGGUGCCGGGCAUGAAGGCGGCGGUGGUGCGGGCGGUGCGCUGCUCGCAGGGGCUGGUGCGGGGCCGCAAGGGCAGCUUCGAGCUCUACGGGGCCGAUUUUGUUUUCGGGGAGGAUUUCCGCCCUUGGCUGCUGGAGAUCAACGCCAGCCCCACCAUGGCCGGCAGCACGGCGGUGACGGGGCGGCUGUGCGCCGGGGUGCAGCGGGACACGCUGCGCGUCGUCAUCGACCGCAGGGACGACCCCGGCUGCUCCACGGGGGCCUUCGAGCUCAUCUACAAGCAGGCGGCCGUGCCCACCCCUCGCUACGUGGGGCUGAAGCUGGCGGUGGAGGGCUGCUCGCUCCGGAGACCCCGCCGCGCUCCCAAGCCCCCCGGCACCACGGCGAGCACCCCGGCUCCAAGUGGGAAAAUAGGGCUGUGA